AGGCGAGCCUUUUGAAUGACAGCGCUUGGGGAGCAAGACGAAUUUCGCUCUGAUUUCCCCCGCAGCCGCAGCGUCGACGAGAAGCAGUCGAGGAACUCCAUUCUAACUGAAUGGAUUGGCAUGGGGAGAAGCGGACCUCAGAUCACGGCUAAGCUGCAGCUUUGGGACUGUGUAACGCUGACGAUGGUUGUUAUUUCGCUCCUCUGUCCACCAGCCUCUUGUCAGCAGUGUCGCAUCCAACGCUGCAAUGCUGAGUACGUGGCGUCUACCUCACCCUCGAACGGCCUGCAGGAGGACACGACGCUCGACGUGGACUACUGCAUUGCCCUGCGGGCCUACGCCCUGUGCACCCGUCGGCAGGCCCGCAGCUGCCGCGGCGACCUGGUCUACCACUCGGCUGUCUUCCGCAUCAAGGAGUUAUUUUCUCAGCACAACUGCUCCAGCGACGGACCGACGUCCUCCGCCAAGGUCCCCAGCACGUCCCGGCCAGCCGUGUCGGAACUGUGCAACUACGAGAACCGAGUGCUCGGCGCCGGUUCGGGUGGCCAGCAGAAGAAGUACGCCCACUGUGGAUUAUUCGGAGACCCGCACCUUCGAACUUUCCGGGACGAGUUCCAGACCUGCAAGGUGGAAGGGGCAUGGCCUCUGAUCGACAACCAAUUCCUGUCCGUGCAGGUGACCAACGUGCCUGUCGUCCUUGGUUCCAGCGCCACCGCAACCAGCAAGAUCACAGUCAUCUUCAAGUCUUAUCGCGGCUGCACGGACCAGAAAGUGUACCAGGCCACCGCGGAUGACCUGCCAUUGGCCUUUCAGGACGGCACCCGCAGCGGCGGCGAUAGCGGCAGCCUGACCGUCGCCGAGCGCAGCGGGUCCGGAGCGGGCCGCCAGGUGAAGAUCCAAGCGCGUUACAUGGGCACCUCCAUUAUCGUGCGGCGCGUGGGCAGCUACCUUACCUUUGCCAUCCGCAUGCCCGAGGACAUGCUGGACUUUUCCGAGGACGGCGGCGGCCUGCAGCUGUGCCUGCACGGCUGCCCGCGCAACGAGCUCAUCAAGGAACACACGCUCGGCCGCCAGAGCCAGCAGCACCGGCCGCCGGGCGCCGCCACCGAGCCGGGUCCGCUACGGCCCCCUCACCAGGUCUACACGGUGGAGCGAGCCACGGCCAAAUGUCGAGAGACUCUGCAGGUGGAGGACGUUUACUUCCAGUCCUGCGUGUUCGACCUGCUGACCACGGGGGACCCCGAGUUCUCCAUGGCGGCCUACGGCGCCUUGGAGGAUUUAAGGGCGCUGCCGCCCAGCAAACUCAAGCAGAACUCCCCGAGGAGUCCGCGUCUUUACAACGGAAGAGCGUCACAGACCGGAGCAGUCAACGGCCCGGCUUUUGUUGUCACAGUGCUGCUCCUCAUUGUGCUGCUUUUGUAAAAAAAAAAAAAAAUAAAUAAAUAAAAAUAAAAUAAAAACAUCCAUUAUUUGGGAAAAAGACUGGUGGAUGCAUCACCAGCUCGAGGAAAGCUUGACAAGAACGCCAUCGUAAUAUCUUGAUUUGCAACCGUUAAAGCCCAGGCGUCAAACUCAAGGCCCGGGGGCCAUAUCUGGCCUGCCGCAUGAUUUUAUGUGGCCCACGAAGGUAAAUUAUGAGUAUCAACUUCCAUGAUUUAAAAAAAAAAAAAAUUGUACUAAAGUUUUAAAUUGUCACUUAAACAACAGGAAUACUUCAAAAACCCAUUACCCUUGAUUUGGGAUUAGAAAACUAGCUCAUAAAUUUCAUCUGUAAAUAUUAUGAGGUGAUAGAUUUUCACGGUUUUCACAUUCAUAACGGCCCUCCGAGGGAAACCGUAACGACAAUGUGGCCCGCGACAAAAAUGAGAACCCUUUCGUUAUAGCUUUUGUGGGAUUGCAAUCUGUCAGAAUGGAUUGGCAAAAGAUUUUUAUUUUUGUACAUACGAAAUUUCACUCCAUCUUUCCCGUACCACGCGCGCUACGCCAUGCAUGGUCUCUGGUCAUCGCAGCAGCACUUACCACAUUAUCAACAGGCACGUUUUGUGUAUUUCAUUGUAAUUUCACAGCGUGGGCGUGACGAAUACACAAGCUCCAACAACUGUAUGUAAAAACUACCUGCCCGCCGUACAGCAUUCUGUUAAACACUCCCUCUUAAAGCUGUCUGGCUGCCGGUAUUAAAAGGUAAAGGAAAAUGAACGUUAUAUAAUAAUAUAUUCAAAGAGUGUAUAUGUGUUUUAUAUUGUGUACAUUUGCUGAUGUAUAGUUGUUUUAAACGGUAAUGCGUUUUACUUUUGUCGUGUUUUCAAGGCUAUUUUAGUAAAUAAACUGUCGUUCCCCAUGUAAUUUUCCAUAUUAAAGUG
Molecule: messenger RNA, 2360 nt
Organism: Syngnathoides biaculeatus (alligator pipefish)
Lineage: Eukaryota; Metazoa; Chordata; Actinopteri; Syngnathiformes; Syngnathidae
Gene: rgmd
Product: RGM domain family, member D
Biological process (GO): BMP signaling pathway
Cellular component (GO): plasma membrane
Molecular function (GO): coreceptor activity
Source: RefSeq, a predicted model, not a curated record